GCUUCACUCAGACCCACAGACUGGAUUAAUUGAGUAAUGUCCAUCCCAGAGGAGGGAAACUAAACUCCUGCAGCUCUCACACCGGUCCUCCUCCUCCUCCUCCUCCUCCUCCUCCUCCUCAGUAGCAGCGAGGUUCAUCUGGAGGAAACUACUAUGAGAGAGUAGCGAGCAAUGCACAGACAAUUCAUGUAGUUAAAUGGCGCCUGUCAAAAGGAAAUUAUACCAGCGGUUGCUGUUCUUUGUCGUGUUUCUUCCAAUCUCAGGUGUUUUAUGCUUUAGCGAGUUAUUUUUCAUCAAGGAGCCCCAUGAUGUCACCGUCAUGCGGAGAGAAGCUGUUAUCUUGGACUGUCAGGCACACGGGGAGUCACCCAUCGACGUCAGGUGGCUCAAGAACGGAGUAAAAGUGGUGGAGAACGAACGGGUGUACCUGCUCUCCAAUGGCUCCCUUUAUAUUUCAGAGGUGGAGAGCAGAAGAGGAGACAAAUCAGAUGAAGGGCUCUAUCAGUGCCUCGCUCAGAACAAGUACGGCGCAAUCUUGAGCCAGAAAGCCCGUCUUACAAUCGCAAGUAUCUCCGCUUUUGCAAUCCAGCCGACGUCCAUAGUGGUGACUGAUGGCUCAGUCGCCAGGUUUUCCUGCAAAAUCAGUGCACACCCUCCUACCAUCAUCACUUGGGAGUUCAAUCGGGUCACAUUACCCCUUGCCACAGAAAGAAUCACAGUCCUGCCCAGUGGUGUUAUUCAGAUUUACGGGGUGCAGCGGGCAGAUGCUGGAAAUUACCGCUGCAUCGCCACAAACAUUGCCAGCCGCCGCCGAAGCACGGAGGCCACCCUCACUGUCACCCCAGCUCCCAGGCCUCAGCUUCCCCAGAGACCACGCAUUAUCUCCGGCCCACAGAACAUCUCAGUGUCGCUGCACCAGAAUGCCAUCCUGGAGUGCAUGGCCACAGGCAAUCCCCGACCCAUCAUCUCCUGGAGCCGAGCUGACAGCAAGUCUAUUGACGUUUACAACACCAAAGUGUUGGGAAACGGCAACCUCAUUAUCACAGACAUCAAGCCCCAGCAUGGAGGAGUCUAUAUGUGCAGAGCCACCACUCCUGGCACGCGGAACUAUACAGUCGCUUCAGCCAAUAUCACUGUGUUAGCUCCACCUUCCUUGGUCGAGUGGCCAGAGAGCCUGACCCGUCCACGUGCAGGCACCGCCCGCUUUGUGUGUCAAGCUGAAGGAGUUCCAACGCCUCAAAUCACUUGGCUCAAGAACGGAGAAAAAGUUCACUCCAAUGGUCGAAUCAAGAUGUACAACAGCAAACUGGUCAUCAACCAGAUCAUCCCUGAGGACGAUGCCAUCUAUCAGUGCCAGGCAGAGAACGAGCUGGGAUCGGUCCUCUCCAUGGCGAGGCUCAUUGUGGUGAUGUCUGAGGAUCGGCCCAGUGCUCCCAGGGAUGUCCGAGCUGACACCGUGUCGAGCUCCGCCAUCCUUCUGGCUUGGGAGAGGCCUCAGUAUAACUCAGAUAAAGUUAUUGCUUACUCAGUGCACUACAUGAAGGCUGAAGGAUUAAACAACGAGGAAUAUCAAGUUGUCAUUGGAAACGAUACAACUCGCUACAUUAUUGAUGACCUGGAGUCGGCUCGCAACUACACCUUCUACGUGGUGGCCUACAUGCCCAUGGGAGCCAGUCGUAUGUCGGACAACGUGUUCCAGCACACGCUCGAGGAUGUUCCGCUCCGUGCCCCUGAGCUCAGCCUCACCAGCCGCAGUCCCGUGGACAUCCAUGUGUCUUGGCAGCCCCUUCCAGACAAGCUGAGUCGGGGCCGAGUCUCCGCCUACCGUUUGUCCUAUCGCACCAGCGCUGAGAAUACAGUCUCACAGAUGGAGCUACCUGGAGACAAAACCCAGCAUCUCCUGGAAAGCCUGCAGCCUGACACCAUCUACCUCCUGCGUAUUGUUGCUGCCACCAGCGUUGGGUGGGGCGAGCAGUCUGCCUGGACAUCCCACCGCACUCCGAAGGCAUCCAGUGCUAGAGUUCCUAUGGCUCCUGAGCUGCAUUUGGAGCCUUUAAACUGCACCACUAUCUUGGCGCGCUGGCAGCUGGCACCCAGGAACUCAGCCAGUGUUCAAGGCUUCAGACUCUUCUACCAGGAGGAGACCCAGUCAGAGAGGGCGCCGAUUGGGCUGCGUGCCUUGGAUAAUACAUACACCAUCGGAGGCCUUGACCCAAGGAAGAAGUACCACGUUAAGCUUCUGGCUUAUAAUUUUGUCGGAGAAGGCUACCAGGCAGACCAGACUGUCAGCACCCCUGGAUGUGUCUCUGUUAGAGAUCGCCUGGUGCCCCCUCCACCUCCUCCACACAACGUGUACACCAAGACGAACAGUUCGACCGCCGUGUUUCUGCACUGGGGUCGACCAGCCUUCACCUCCAGCCAUGCGGUCAACUACACGGUCCGCUGCAACCCGGUGGGCCUGCAGAACGCCUCCCUGGUGCUCUACCUGCAGACGGGUGAGCAAAACCUUCUGGUGAGAGAUCUGGAGCCAAACACCAAGUAUGAAUUUGCCAUUCGCCUUCACAUCGACCAGCUGUCCAGCCCCUGGAGCCCUGUGGUCUAUCAGAGCACUUUCCCUGACGCUCCCACUCUGCCUCCAUCCAAUGUGAAAGUGACUCUGAUUGAAGAGGACACAGCGCUGGUUUCAUGGAAACCCCCAGAUGAACCCAACGUAGCUGUGACCCAUUACACCAUCCUGUACGCCUCCAGAAACGCCUGGAAAGCUGGGGAAUGGCAAGUGCUGCAAAGAGAAGGAACCAUCACCAUGGCACUUCUGGAGAAACUGAAGUCUGGCCAGAUUUACUUUGUGAAAGUCUCUGCUUCCAACAAGAUGGGUGAUGGGCCGUAUUCUCAUACGGUGGAGCUGACGGUCCGAGCAGAUCCCUCCUCUGGUCAUGAUCCCCGGCUCUCUCGUGGCUCCACACACUCCACAGCCUUUUCUGAUGGCUUCUACCACCUGGACCAAAAGUCAAUGACAGGGAUCACUGUGGGAGUCUGCAUCGCUCUAAUCUGCAUCAUCAUCUGCGCUUUCAUCAUCGUCUGCAGAGGCAAAAACAGGAAAUUUUCAGCUGUUAAGACGUACAGAGAGGGAGUGAACACGUCUGCCUCGGCUGCAGGACACCCGGGCUCUGAGGGACAAGCUGAGAACACUGAUGUGAGCGUGCCAAUGCUGAGUCAAAAUAAUUAUAUUGAUGCCAAGGGUGGAACAAAUCUCAUGAUCAAUUCUCUCGGCCCUGUUCAGCCCAGCACUGAGAAGAAAGAGAAAUGGUUUUCCUUCAGCAGUAAUGGGAAAAAGGACAACAAAGCAGUGCAGAAUAUGAGACACAGCACCGUCUCUUACCAGCCCGGUACCACAGUGUUGACCUAUAAAGAGGAGCUGUCGAUGUCUCCGGACCAGCCCACCACCCUGCAGCCCCUGCUCUGGCGUCCCGGUGACUCGGAGGGCUCCUCAAACAGUGAGGGCAGCCACGCCACCGGUGACUCGGGUCGUUACUCUCACGACGAGACAGAGAUGACCAACCUGUCGUCUGGCACCAGCAGCCGCCCUCCGUCUCUGACUGCGGAAGACGGCGGAGGCUCGGACUGCAGCAGCCCCCCCGAAGAGUCAGGAGAGCUGACUGAGGAAAGUCCCACUGACCUGAAGUUAAUGGAGUCCGUCGAAAACGGCUGCUGUCAUCAUGAAGCGCAGAGCAGUUCUAAGUCUGCACUUUCUCUCCAAGUGUGUGUGCCUGAGUGUGUGUGAGACUGUGUGUAUGUGUGUUCCUGAGUGUGUGUGAGACUGUGUGUGUGUGUGUGUGUGUGUGUGUGUGUGUGAGGGUGUGAUGGCAGUGGUACACUUGCAGAAAGCUGAGCAGAUUCUCACUGCAGGUUCAUACCUUUUUGUUUGUUUACACAUAUUCAUCUUUUGGCAGAGACUUGGAUGAGAAGAUUGAUACCACAUUUAGAUUUGAGAGUGGUUUCAAUCUUUCAGUCCUUUAACUAUGUAGCAGAAACAGGAAACAGCUUUGACACUCAGAGCAAACAGGAAACAACAAAGCAUGUCAGAGGAGCCAACUGACGAAAAUUCAUCCACAUAAACUUCCUGCAAUUUUUUUCUGUUGCAAGUGUACCGCAAGCCUGAAUGUAAGUAUGAGAGAGAGGUGUAAAGAAACAAGGAGAGACCUUUUUUUAACCUUCAUCCUCUCUUUUGGUCCAACACACGAUGAACAGAAAGCCGACAAAUGCCUUUAAAAUGUAGGCAGGGAGGGGUCAUUUGAUUUCUUUUACUUCUUUCUUUUUCAUUCAAUGAAUGUCUUUUUUUUUCUUUCUUUCUUUAUUUGUGUGUCUAUGUUUUUGAAAAAAAAAAAAUCUCACCCACCAUGAAUGUUUAAAAGAUUGUCAAAAAUGCGACAAAAAGUGACAUUUCUGACAUUAUUUAAGAGAGUUUAUCACUGGAGCGAAAGGGAAGCUUGAGUCCUUUUCACUAAUUAUCUACCUCGGUUUACCUCCGGGUAAACUUCCACUGUAUAUUUAAUAACUACUUAUACCUACGUUAUGUGACGGGCUGCCUCAGUUCCGUUACGUUUGAUACUUCCUGAUGACUUUUCUUCUGAUUGUCAUCCUUUUUUCUCUUACUUUGUGCUGAUUUUACGGGGUGGUAAGGGCGCUGCAGCUCUCUCCUCUCGCUCCACCUGUUGUGUGGACUGAAGGACGGAAAACACACAGACAGUUUGUUAUUUAUCUCCUCAGAUGUUGCUGAGGUACUGAGCCAGUAUUAAUAGUGUUUUUUUGUUAAUUUUGUCCAUUAUUGAGUAAUGGUAUGAAAAGAUAAUGAAUGUUUUGUUUUGUAUGUCAGUGUGCAGCUGCCCUUGCUAUUCCUGUGUUAUACUACCUCGAUUACGAAUUUAUGUUAUUGUCUUAUUGUUUUCCUAAACUCAGGGAACAAAGUUUAGUACAUUUGAAAAGUCAUGUAGUGUUACAUGCUGAACUGACAGGGUAUCUUCUCAGUACUAAACUGUUGUAGUGUUUAAUUGCCUAAUAGAAUGAAUGUAUCUCGUAUUGUGCUGCCCUCCCCACAGAUGGAAACCCCCUCUGUAGUUUCUCCUCAGGUCCUAGAGCGUCUGUUCUUUACAACAGACUCUUUUGUUGAUUGACUUCUUCCUUUUUAUUCGUGUAAAGAUUCACACCAGAAGUGCUUGCAGCGGCGUGUCGGUUCAGAAAAGCUUUAUAAUUGGCCUUAAUGUGGGAAAGCGUCCCUCAGAUGUGGAAACCAAAGCCUAAUCUUUCUGAGGGAGCAGCUCCACGUGAGGAUGCAACACGUGAAGAAUGAUUGUAGUAAAAGCAAUGGAAGUGUUUAAUCAGAGAUGAAAGUGAAGAAUUGAAUGAACACCAUGAAACUAUAUUUUUGUUAGAAGAUAAUGUACUACUGAGUACACAUUGUAGUUACCUUUGUUCCAAGUAGUUUUGCUGUAGAGUAGAUAAAGAUUAGCACUUGUCUGCCAUGUAGUUUUGUAUUAUCGGCCAAUGUGCAGCGGUGACGGUGACGCUAUUACCCAAAGAGAUGUUUGCUGCCUGAGUUUAUUUUAGUCUCUCAACUAAUCUCUGGCAGAAGGUUACUGAGGAAUGUGAAAUAAUCAGAAACACGUUAGACCAAAGAUGAAACGCGGCCUUUGAGAUCAGUUGAGCUCCUCAAAUGAAGCCUUGCACGUUAGUGGCCUUGACCCGCGACACAAAGAGUGAAGAGAGUUGCGGGUUAAAACUCUGAGGAAGUGCCAGCAGGAUACACAGGCACUCAACGACGAUGGAGUGACAAUUAAUAAUCAAUUUUAUGCACACAAACCAAAUAAUCCUGUUGCAGAGUUCCUCGAAAACUGUUGCAAACAGAUAUCUGUACAUUGUAGGCGAAUAUUAUUAAAUACAGUAUAUUAUAUUGAGUAGUGUCUGUGUUGCAACAGUGCAGUCGUGUGUAAAUGUGCACCCGCUGACUUUUCAAACCUUUUUAUUUACACGAGGGACAUACGUAGAGUACUUUUUAAACAAGAAAUACAUGUGAAGUAUUUAAAUUUCAUGCCUUUAUAUAAGGGCUGCAACUAAUAAUUAUUUUUACUAUUGAAUAUUUUCUUGAUUAAUCGAUUAGUUGUUUGGUUUAUAAAAUGUCAGAAAAUGGUAAAGAAAUGUUGAUCAGUGUUUCCCAAA
Messenger RNA from Sebastes umbrosus (honeycomb rockfish), 6213 nucleotides. RefSeq names its product protogenin homolog a (Gallus gallus) (gene prtga). NCBI's taxonomy places the organism in Eukaryota, Metazoa, Chordata, Actinopteri, Perciformes, Sebastidae. The record is from RefSeq and is a predicted model, not a curated record. Gene Ontology annotation, biological process: cell-cell adhesion; axon guidance. Gene Ontology annotation, cellular component: axon; plasma membrane. The transcript is spliced from 19 exons. Gene Ontology annotation, molecular function: protein binding. Bases 197 to 3781 code for a protein of 1194 amino acids.